UUAUUUUCUGGGCGUUUCAUUCUGUUUCCCAGCCAAAGAAAGUUCUUCAGUUCAAGCUAGUUAUGCACAUGGACUAAGUUCACUCAGUUUUGCAAGUUCAGCACUUCCACAACUUGAAAGAAUGACUUUAUUUAACGGUCUAUCUCCUGCAAAAAUGAAAACACCAGAGAUUCCUCAAAUUGUAUAUUGUGGCAAUCCAAGAAUUGUUUUGGCAGAAAAUAUAAAUUCGGAAGAUGGACGUUUAAUUGGACUUAAAAUUAAAUUUAAAAUUGAAGAAGUAACUGAUCAUUCGGUAGAUGAACUUCAAUUAGUUGAAUUUGAAAGACCAAUAUUUUUUAAUGAUACGCAAGAGGCGGUAAUGACUAAAUUGGGUGCUCCUUCAAAAAUUUAUUACAAAUCUGAAGAAAAAAUGUUAAUACAACGAAGUACAACAGUCUCGGAGAGAUUAAAUGAUGGAGAAGAUGACAAGGCUGAUUUCUUCUUUAAUUACUUCUCGUUGGGAAUGGAUUUACUUUUUGACAUUGAAACUCGCCGAUUAGUUAAAUUUGUUUUACAUACAAACGUCCCAGGCCAUUUUGAUUUUGGUAUUUAUGACAGAUGUGAAUUUAUAUUGAAAGCUGAAACAAAAUCGAUGGAAGAAUUAAAUAUUGGGACAGAAUCGAAAUUGGAAGCUUUCCGUUCACUUUUUGAUCAUCACCAACCCAAUUCAAAUGUUUCAACAGGGAAUAAUGAUACUUUCAGUGGCCCUGUAGUACUAAACAAAAGUUCGUCGGAAGGGGAAAAUCCUUUUGGAUCUUCAUUUUGUUAUGGAACUGAUCAAAUGAUUUUUGAGGUUUUGGAUAAUGGGCAUAUUGCGAGUGUUGUACUUUUUGACCCUUUAUUAGGGCCUUAA
Meloidogyne enterolobii is the source of this 892-nucleotide messenger RNA. The record is from the annotation of a GenBank genome assembly. NCBI's taxonomy places the organism in Eukaryota, Metazoa, Nematoda, Chromadorea, Rhabditida, Meloidogynidae.